AUGGCUAUGAUUGAUGAACCUCUGUACCCGAUCGCUGUACUGAUUGAUGAACUGAAAAAUGAAGAUAUUCAGUUGCGCCUUAACUCUAUCAGAAAGCUUUCUACAAUUGCCCGUGCAUUGGGUGAAGAAAGAACAAGGAAAGAGCUGAUUCCAUUCCUUAGUGAAAACAACGACGAUGAAGAUGAGGUGCUUCUUGCAAUGGCAGAAGAGUUGGGCGUUUUUAUUCCUUAUGUUGGAGGUGUAGAGCAUGCACACGUUUUGCUUCCACCACUGGAAACAUUGUGUACUGUGGAGGAAACCUGUGUCAGAGACAAGGCUGUGGAAUCACUUUGUCGGAUAGGAGCACAGAUGAAGGAAAGUGAUAUUGUGGACUGGUUUGCCCCUGUCGUAAAGAGGUUGGCGGCAGGCGAGUGGUUCACAGCUCGAGUUUCGUCAUGUGGCCUUUUUCAUAUCGCCUAUCCUAGUGCACCUGAGCAACUGAAGGCAGAACUGAGGACAAUUUAUGGCCAGUUAUGCCAAGACGACAUGCCUAUGGUACGAAGAGCUGCUGCUUCUAAUCUUGGAAAGUUUGCUGCAACAGUUGAACAAAGUCAUUUGAAGACAGAAAUCAUGUCAAUAUUUGAUGAUCUAACUCAAGAUGACCAAGAUUCAGUGCGACUAUUGGCGGUUGAGGGUUGUGCUGCUCUUGGGAAGUUGUUGGAGCCCCAAGAUUGUGCAGCACAUAUUCUCCCAGUUAUUGUAAAUUUCUCUCAGGAUAAAUCUUGGCGUGUGCGCUAUAUGGUGGCAAAUCAACUGAUUGAGCUAUGUGAAGCUGUUGGUACUGAGCCCACAAGGGGUGAUCUGGUGUCAGCAUAUGUUCGCCUCCUCUGUGACAAUGAGGCUGAAGUGCGGAUUGCAGCUGCUGUAAAAGUUACAAAAUUCUGCAAAAUAUUAAACCCACAAAUUGCAAUCGAACAUAUUCUUCCAUGUGUCAAGGAAAAAUCAACAGAUUCAUCUCAACAUGUUCGUUCAGCUUUGGCAUCAGUUAUUAUGGGAAUGGCUCCUGUAUUGGGAAAGGAUGCCACUAUUGAACAACUUCUUCCCAUUUUUCUUUCUUUGCUGAAGGAUGAGUUCCCUGAUGUUCGACUAAACAUUAUAAGCAAACUUGAUCAAGUUAACCAGGUUAUUGGAAUUGACUUGCUGUCGCAAUCACUUCUACCAGCCAUUGUAGAGCUCGCUGAAGAUAAGCACUGGAGAGUUCGGCUUGCCAUAAUUGAGUACAUACCUAUGUUGGCCAGCCAGUUAGGUGUUGGUUUUUUUGAUGACAAGCUGGGGGCACUUUGCAUGCAGUGGUUGGAAGAUAAGGUUUUCUCAAUCAGAGAUGCUGCUGCCAACAAUUUAAAGCGUUUGGCAGAGGAAUUUGGCCCUGAGUGGGCGAUGCAGCAUAUAAUUCCUCAGGUUUUGGAGAAGAUAAACAACCCACAUUAUCUGUAUCGGAUGACCACUUUACAAGCUAUUUCUUUGCUAGCUCCUGUCAUGGGUCCUGAUAUCACAUGCCAACAGUUGCUCCCUGUUGUCAUUGCUUCUUCAAAGGACAGGGUUCCGAACAUGAAAUUCAAUGUUGCUAAAGUCCUGCAAUCACUUGUACCAAUCCUUGAUCAAUCUGUUGUGGAGAAUGCGGUGAAACCAUGCCUAGUUGAGCUCAGUGAGGACCCAGAUGUAGAUGUAAGAUACUACGCACACCAGGCCCUUCGGGCGUGUGACCAAAUGGUGAUAUCUAGCUGA
Miscanthus lutarioriparius is the source of this 1764-nucleotide messenger RNA. Lineage: Eukaryota; Viridiplantae; Streptophyta; Magnoliopsida; Poales; Poaceae. The record is from the annotation of a GenBank genome assembly.